Molecule: messenger RNA, 282 nt
Organism: Cyphellophora attinorum
Lineage: Eukaryota; Fungi; Ascomycota; Eurotiomycetes; Chaetothyriales; Cyphellophoraceae
Exons: 2
Coding region: 1-282 (93 amino acids)
Source: RefSeq, a predicted model, not a curated record
AUGAGCGCGAAUCAAUACUACCAACAGCAGGGUGGCUACCAGCAGGGUGGCUAUCAGCAGGGACCGCCUCAAGGCUAUCCUCAAUAUCCCCAACAGAGCUAUGGCGGCCCACCGCAGCAAGGCUACUACCAAGGCCCACCUCAAGGUGGCAUGCAAUAUCAACAAGGACCUCCUCAGCAAGUCGUAGUCAAGCAGAAGAAGGAUCGCGGCUGUCUCGGCGCUUGGUAUGACCCCGGUCGUGCCGUUGAUGUGCAAUACGAUUCAACUAACACUGUGAUAUAG